AGCUGGGGUGGGAGAUUUUGAAACGCGGCAUCGUCAUGUUUAUCGACUUCAUGCUGUUUGUCUUCGUGUGGCCGUGGCCUGUGGAGUUUGCUCUUGGCAGGUCUCAUGGAAACCCGACGCGGUGGCGGCUGAAUGUUGGAUUCCGGAACAAGGAGAUUUAUGUGCGCCGUAGCAGAGACUGGGACCUGAUGCUGCGUGACAUCUUCAAGGAUGAGAAUGCGAAAAAGAUCUUGCUCGCUUAUACUCAGGAGGCAACAUCGCCUCUGCUGCAGGAGCAAAAGACGGGCUAUCUGCUGAUGAACUCGAAAUGGGACCUGGACUGGAAUCUCAUGAUCCUAGCCCACAAGCUCGUGGAUAAAAAGGAGAUUGCCCUCGAGGCUUUUAAGAACGUUAUUCUGGUGUUCCAUCAUGAUUACGGCUGGAUCUGCCAUGAUCUCAAGAUGGGCAUAGCAGCCGAGGAAGAGGAUAGGAGGAGACAGAUUUUUGCCUUUCGAGAUGUGCUCACGGCCAUGGGCAAAGAGAAUCUCUUUUACCGGUGGAUCGAGGUGGUGCAAUUUGAAUCCACCCAGCCAGGAGGCUUUGGCCCCGAGAAGCAAGAAGCUGCGGCGAAGAAGAUUCGUGAGAUGUUUGAGGCUGAAAAUAUCAACUUUGAUGAGCUGUGGAAGGAGGCCGUUGGUACGAAUCCAGGAAUAUGAUUAUUUGACCGACAGUCAACUGGGCCGGAGAGAGAAAAUACGCAUUUGCAUACCUGUUGGAGUUGGUGGAGACGGGAGUGAGUGGUAAUGUGGGAGCAUUUACAUUUCCCAUGUUUCUUUUACACUAAUGAUGCUAUACAAUAAAGAAUUUCAUUCAAACAGCCUGUCUA
This is a messenger RNA of Trichoderma atroviride IMI 206040, 865 nucleotides long. The record is from RefSeq and is a predicted model, not a curated record. Lineage: Eukaryota; Fungi; Ascomycota; Sordariomycetes; Hypocreales; Hypocreaceae.